Messenger RNA from Momordica charantia (bitter melon), 704 nucleotides. It is a transcript of the gene YCF37, whose product is annotated as homolog of Synechocystis YCF37. Lineage: Eukaryota; Viridiplantae; Streptophyta; Magnoliopsida; Cucurbitales; Cucurbitaceae. Gene Ontology annotation, cellular component: chloroplast thylakoid. The record is from RefSeq and is a predicted model, not a curated record.
UUAGAAAAGUUUGCUCCCAAAUUCGCAGAGUGAGAGAAAAAGCUAUGGCUUCCACAAGCUCACCAAUCCUCCAAAUUCUCCGACCCCGAUGCCGAGUAAACACCACCGUCCGCGCCGCCGUUGUGAAAUUGCAGCCGGAAUCUCUCUCCGCCGGCACAACGCGGCGGCAGGCGCUGCUGUUUUUCACUGCGACGGCGGCGAUUGCGGCGAGAGAGAAUCCGUCAAUGGCAGAGGACAUUCCUCUGUUCGGGCUGAGGAAGAAGCUGAAGAAGGUGGAGGAGGAGGCGGAGGAGAUCGUGAGGGAAGGAUUCGAGGCGGCGGAGAAAGGAAUCGAGACGGCGGAGCGAGGGAUCGUAACGGCGGAGCGGGGAAUCGAGGCGGCUGAGAGAGAGAUCGAAACGGCGGAGAAAGAGAUCGAAACGGCGCUGAAUUUCGGUGCGCUGUCGCAGGCAGGGGCGGUCGCCGGAGCUGAGGUAGUCGGAGUUCUCGUCGCUACGUCGAUUGUUAACGGUAUUUUGGGUCCUGAAGGUCAGAGUUAAAUGUGUAUGUUAUUAAAUUGGGAUUUUUUUUGUUUUUAAUUUUUAAUUGUUUUUUCGUAACUGCUUUUCUGGCUCGGGUUAGUGUUUAUAAUUAUUAAUUAAUGAAUGUUGUGGUAUUCUUUGCCUAAUUAUUUAGUUCGAAAAAUGAUGUCAAAUUUGGUAUAA